Messenger RNA from Adineta ricciae, 1359 nucleotides. Lineage: Eukaryota; Metazoa; Rotifera; Eurotatoria; Adinetida; Adinetidae. The record is from the annotation of a GenBank genome assembly.
AUGGCUAAUGACCCAGCAUUUUAUGCAAGCGAAGAGCCAGUUUUUGUCGUCAAUGUACAACGGAAGUUCAUCGAUAGAAAUGGUAGAGUUUACACUGACUUUGAAGAUUACAAAGCAAACAACACAUUACCAAAAGCUGCUACAUUGGCGCCGAAAGAUGGAACUUAUACACCUACAGAGACAAGCAACGGUCGUGUCCUUCUAGAGCUAGGUGAAACACCAGCUACCUGUCUAGUUUCACGUAUCAAAGUUGUCACUGAUACAGUUGUCAUGGUUGGUGGAAUUGCUUUAGGUGUGACAGGUCUAGUCACAUAUUUCGCUCCUGCUCUAUUCUCUGCAACGGUAGCGAGUAUCGUUCAAACUGGUUCUUUCUUUGUUAUGACUUAUGGUGUAGCCGGAUCUGCUUAUGGUAUUUAUGAUAAGGCCACGCAUGAUGAGAACAUUAGUACUGAAGUUUUUAUUCUGAUUUCUGCAGCACUAUCGACUUACUCUGGUAUGCUUCGAGCACAGGCCAUGAAAUACGCACGAGAAGGAAAAACGUUUGCAGAAACUAUGGAGAAAAUUGGUAAACUCCGUAGUGCCAUGUUCACCAUUGCCAAUACGCUGACCAUAUUCUCGAGUUCGGCAGCACUUCUUUCUAGUAUUUUUAAUCUCUUGACAAAAAGAGAACGUACAUGGUUAGAUUACUAUCAACUUUGCAUGAGUACAUUUAUGCUUUGUAAUGUUUUAACAAAACCAAGAACUCUUAAAAGCGUUUUCGAAUCAGAACAAAUGCAGUGUUUAAAACAAGUUAAUUCAAAUCUUAAAUCCGAAGAAGCUAAGGAAGAAAUGACGAAGAUGGAAAAAGAGCAUUCGACCUCUGAUCAAAAAGCAUAUAUGAUUCGAAACUUGACCAAGAUCGAAAAUCCCACUGAGUUCUUCGAAUUGAUCCGAAAAACUGGUAGUGUUGUUACUUGUACUGCUGAUGGGAUGAUCGUCGAUGGAAAUAUUGAUAUUACCCCAGAAGCGUACAAUCAAAUCGGCAAAGCUGCGUUCGUCGAACAACUCGACACAAUUGGUGCGAGUCGGGAGGAUACUUUUCGUGAGAGCGUGGAAGAAGAGUUUGAAAAACAUAUCCUAGAAGAAAAUAAGGAAAAGUUUCGAACCGAAUUAGAAAAGGUUAAAAAUUUACCUGCCGAACAACAGCAAGCAGCAACGAAAAAAUUAGUUCAAGAAUUGGGAAGUCAAGGUGGCCCAUCGGAAGAAGAGUUGAAUUCUUCGUGGAAAAAAUUCUCAAACAGUUUACGAAAAUACGAUGNUCCUCUCAAAACUCCUGACGACACAUCGUGUGUGAAAUCGUUUUUGGUGAAUGACGAAUAA